Messenger RNA from Ruditapes philippinarum (Manila clam), 1742 nucleotides. RefSeq lists its product as uncharacterized. The record is from RefSeq and is a predicted model, not a curated record. Lineage: Eukaryota; Metazoa; Mollusca; Bivalvia; Venerida; Veneridae.
AAAACAGUGUUCUGUAAUGCCAGGAAAGAGUACCGGAAGACAAAAUCGAACGUUUGGUACCCAGACUGGGUGUGAGAAGGCAGUAGUGAGCGCACGAGAAAAAGGGGUUCAAGUAGGCACUUAUCCAGAUCUCGGUGAAAAAGCAAAAGUCACAAUGCAGCAGCAACAGAGAGAUUCGUUCCCUCAAAUAUCCACCGCAAGUCAAGAAGUUUUCUUGUUUAUCAGAGCAAACAAAGAAUAUCUACAGCGUCUUAAAAACGCAUUUGUAAAAGACAAACGGGUCAUAGAAAAUUUUGGAGGUACCAUCGUCGGAGUAGCUGAAGAUAUUACAAGAAUUGAGGGAAACCUCUACAGCGGUAUUUCGCCUCAGUGUAUCUUCUUAAUAAAAUUCCGCAACAAUGAUGUAUGUGAGAGAUGGACGCAAUCCAGCAAUAUAUUCAAACAGAAAGACUUCCCAUCACCAGCCGCAGAGUUAGAAUUAUUCUCAGUUCCUCUUCACUAUUUACCACACGAGGACGGUAGGGCGUUUCAGUUAACGGAGAUGUACGGCUUGCAAGUACCGACACAACAUUUCUACGAGAAUUACGUGCAACAUGUUCCAAAGUUAAUGGAUAUACGCCGAAUAUAUCACGGCGAGGUCGCCACACCUAACGUCUGUCGACUUAGAAACUGUAUGAUCCGACCAGAUACCUACAUUCUUUUGAACUGUGCAGAUUCCGAGAAGAAAUUGUCCGACUUCUAUGACUGUCCGGAGUACAGGCAGUAUAGAGAAUUUCGACAAAAGGCAGUGGCGGAGACAAACACGUGUGUCUUCACAAUAAAACCUGUUACCUCACGUUAGUUACCAUGGCAACAACCAGGGUGCAUUUAGAAAAGACAAACAUUCGCCUACACAUCUUUAUAAUUAAAAAAGGGCAAUAACUCUUCUGAGAAUUAACUUUGUGGUACAUAAUUAAUAUAGGAAUUCUGUAGAAUAUGAUCAUUUAAGUACAUUUAACAAUCCUUGGCAUGAUGUUAAGUAAAUCCUCUAUAUGAAGGAGUUACGUUUAAACCUGCCUACAUGUAUGUGUACAUAUAUUAUAUACACAAACCAUGGAAAGACUGAACCAUAUAAAACAACAACAACAUCAACAACAAAUAAUGAAAAUUCAUAUGCAAAACGUAUAUAAAUAAGUUCAUGUACUUAAAAUGCAGAAUUACAGCGUUUUCACCAACUGAGCUAGAUUACUUUUACUUCAAAGGAAAAAAGGAGGCUGUAGCAAUGUAUAGUAAAACUGUGAUAUUGUUUUCCGUCCACAUUUUGUGAUGAUUCUCCAGUUAUAUAUUAUGUUAGAUAUUUUUCCUAUCUAGGUACAAUUUAUAUUCUUUAUAUUAAAUAAUCAGAUUUUUAUUCAACUUGAUCUAAAAAAUUUAAAUACCUCCUUUCCAAGCUAUUUACCAAGUACAACCUGUUUAUAAUUAUCUCCCCUUUGUUGCUUUGACAACAAUGGUAAAAAUUUUAGGGGGGCAAAGAACACUUUAAAAGUUUUGAAGGAACUGGUAAAGCUUCAGGCAGUGGAAUUAAAAACAAGUUUAAAUGUAACUUAAGAGUAUUUUAAAGAACUUUUAUAACAGUAAAAGUAUUUUAUUUUAUGUUGUCGGAUUUAUUUCAUUUAAUUUCUUUUCAAUCAUUUUGUAGUCAUUGUAUUUCUCUUGUAAAUUAACAUUUUUGUAUUUCUCCAUAAUAAAAUUGCUAUUUUCUA